This is a messenger RNA of Helianthus annuus (common sunflower), 879 nucleotides long. RefSeq lists its product as uncharacterized. Bases 1 to 879 code for a protein of 292 amino acids. The record is from RefSeq and is a predicted model, not a curated record. Lineage: Eukaryota; Viridiplantae; Streptophyta; Magnoliopsida; Asterales; Asteraceae. The transcript has a single exon.
AUGGAAAAGUUUAAAGAUCUUCAGUGCUAUAUUUUAACACUUGAAGAUGAUAUUGAGCUUGCUGAGAGGACAUUAAAAGGCAUCACGAAAUCCGUCAACCUCGUGAUCCGAAAGGCUGAGAAGCACCAACCCAAUAAUCUCAAGAAGCUUAUAGAGGAAUGCGGCAGUUUUAACGGAGAUGUACCACCGUUGCAGGCAGAAGAUCGUCUCAGCUGUUGGAGUUUAACGUUGGUAACUCUCGCAACUGUUGCUGUUUCUCUUCCCAACAUCCCAAAAGAAACAAGUGAUAGGCUGCUAAGUAGUGUGGGUGAAGGUCUUUUAUAUGUGACACUUGUGGAAGAAACCUUCAACGCUAGCGAUGAAUAUGUAAGCAUGCGCAAGGCAGCUAAAUCGUUGUGGCUAGAAGUUGAAGUAUAUCACAAGUGGUUAGGCAACAAGCUGAGGAAACUUGCUCCCCAAGUUAAAACAGCAAGACAGAUUCUUGAAUAUUUCAAGGAUACAGCUGAAAACAUGACCACUGAGGUGGAAAGUUUGAAUGUUUGUGAGAAUUCAAUGUCUCGUACGACCAAAACUAUCCUUUUUUCCUAUCACGCCACCAUUGAUAAGAUUAGCCAAGAGGAGUUAUUCUGUAAAUUGUCAUCAAUGAUUGCUGACAUAUUGGCUACUUGUCUCACCAACUUGCCUCAAGUGAUAGCAAUGAAAUGCCAUACGGAUGUGAUAGAGAAAAGGGAGGCGAGUGUGCAUGCAGCAGCCCGACUUCUUGGUGAGACUAUGCAGAUAAUCAACACGCUGCAACAUCACCAACUUCCAAGGUUGAAUACAGAUGAGCUGCCGGUUAUUGACAAAUGGCGAGCUUAUCUAAAGCAUCCCUUUCCUUGA